AUGAAUAUAACAUCCAUUAUGACGUCGUGUGGCUUCCGUCGCCAAAUUAGCAUAAUGAGGACCCUCUUCUUCGCUUUUACGGCAGUAGUAACCGCGGCUCAGCAGUUCCAAGCAAGGGACAUUGCUGUGCGACUAGCUGGUCCGAACUUCUUCCCACGAGCACUCUCUUCUGCAUCGAGUUCGUUUUCCCCGUUUGGUUCUUUAAGUAGCAGUGCAUUUCGGACUGGGUCGUUAAGUGGCAAUGCAUUUCAGACGGGUUCGUUAAGUAAUAAUGCAUUUCAGACUGGUUCAUUAAGCGGUGAAGCAUUUCAGACGGGUUCGUUAAGUAAUAAUGCAUUCCAGGCUGGUUCAUUAAGUGGUAAUGGAAUCCAGGCUGGUUCUUCAAUAGGUGGAAACACAUUCCAAUUUGGUUCUGGAAGUGGAAGUGCAUCACCAUUCACUUCCUUCAGCAACAGUGGAUCCCAGUCAGGUUCAACAAGCACUGCUGGAAUUCAGUCUGGUCAAAUUAGUAACAAUGGAUUUUCCUUUGGCUCAUUAGAUGAAAAUAACAGUGUCUUCCAGUCUGGUUCCGUAAGUAAUAAUGAUUUCCAGUCUAGUGUAAGAAUUGGAUCUAGAGUCCAGCUUGAUUCAGUUACAGACUCGAGAUUUCAGCCUGGUGCAGUCACAAACACAGGAUUCCAGUCUGGUGCAGUCACAAACACAGGAUUCCAGUCUGGUGCAGUCACAAACACAGGAUUCCAGUCUGGUGCAGUCACAAACACAGGAUUCCAGUCUGGUGCAGUCACAAACACAGGAUUCCAGUCUGGUGCAGUCACAAACACAGGAUUCCAGUCUGGUGCAGUCACAAACACAGGAUUCCAGUCUGGUGCAGUUACUAACACAGGAUUCCAGUCUGGUGCAGUCACUAACACAGGAUUCCAGUCUGGUGCAGUCACAAACACAGGAUUCCAGUCUGGUGCAGUCACAAACACAGGAUUCCAGUCUGGUGCAGUCACAAACACAGGAUUCCAGUCUGGUGCAGUCACAAACACAGGAUUCCAGUCAGGUUCAGUCACUGACUCUGGAUUCCAGUCUGGUGCAGUCACAAACACAGGUUUCCAGUCUGGUGCAGUCAUAAACACAGGAUUCCAGUCUGGUGCUGUCACAAACACAGGAUUCCAGUCAGGUUCAGUCACAAACACAGGAUUCCAGUCAGGUUCAGUCACUGACUCUGGAUUCCAGUCUGGUGCAGUCAUAAACACAGGAUUCCAGUCAGGUUCAGUCACUGACUCUGGAUUCCAGUCUGGUGCCGUCACAAACACAGGAUUCCAGUCAGGUUCAGUCACAAACACAGGAUUCCAGUCAGGUUCAGUCACUGACUCUGGAUUCCAGUCUGGUGCAGUCACAAACACAGGAUUCCAGCCAGGUUCAGGCAUAGACUCUGGAUUCCAGUCAGGUUCAGUCACAAACACAGGAUUCCAGUCUGGUGCAGUCACUGACUCUGGAUUCCAGUCUGGUGCUGUCACAGACCCUGGAUUCCAAUCUGGUGCAGUCAUAAAUGCAGGAUUCGAGUCUGGCUCUAUCAAAGGUACAGGGUUCCAGCCCAAUUCCAUAACAAACAAUGAAAUUCAGCUUGGUUCAAGUGGAAGUGGAUUAGGACUUGGUUCACCCACUGAUAACGGCUUCCAAUCCGACUCAAUAAGUAGCACCACAUUCCAGUUUGAUUCAGACCUUAACACUAACUUAGCAUCUGAUUCUCCAAGUAUCAGUUUUGAACCUGUAUCAACAAGCAGUAGUGGGUUUGGAUCUGACACGCUAGCCAAUAGCGGAUUACUAUCUAGUUCUGGACCAACAAGUACUCCAUUCGAGCUCGAUUCAUUUAUCCAGUCUGGAUCACCCGGUGAAAGGGGAACUGAUUCUAACUUUGGAUCUGUAACAAAUGGAAACGAUUCUCCAAGCAGCACUGGAAUCCAAAUCAGCUCCAGUGGUUCACCGUUUGAAACCCUUGGUACUUCCGGCUUCAUAUCAUCUUCCUUGUCUGAAAGCGUAUUUGGUUUGGAUACGUCAACUAGCAAUGGGUUAAGUUCUGAGACAUCAAGUGACGUCAGUUUUGGAACUGGUACAGACAGUGGCAGCUUUGGCCCAAGUACAUCAAACAGUGGCAGUUUUGGGCCCAGUACCUCAAGCAGCAGCAGUUUUGGGCCCAGUACAUCAAGCAGCAGCAGUUUUGGGCCCAGUACCUCAAGCAGUAGCAGUUUUGGGCCCAGUACAUCAAGCAGCAGCAGUUUUGGGCCCAGUACCUCAAGCAGCAGCAGUUUUGGGCCCAGUACAUCAAGCAGCAGCAGUUUUGGGCCCAGUACCUCAAGCAGUAGCAGUUUUGGGCCCAGUACCUCAAGCAGCAGCAGUUUUGGGCCCAGUACAUCAAGCAGCAGCAGUUUUGGGCCCAGUACUUCAAGCAGCAGCAGUUUUGGACCCAGUACAUCAAGUAGCAGCAGAUUUGGACCAAGUACUUCAAGCAGCAGUAGUUUUGGGCCCAGUACCUCAAGCAGCAGCAGUUUUGGGCCCAGUACCUCAAGCAGCAGCAGUUUUGGGCCCAGUACCUCAAGCAGCAGCAGUUUUGGACCCAGUACCUCAAGCAGCAGCAGUUUUGGGCCCAGUACAUCAAGCAGAAGUAGAACAUCAAGUGGCAGCAGACUCGACUCUAGGACAUCAAGUGGCAACAGAUUUGGCACAGCAACUGGCAGCGAAUUUAACCCUUCAAGCCGAAGAAGACUUGGUGCAGCUAACAGCAGCGGAUCAAGCACACUUGGCAGUAGCAGUUUCGGAUCUAGAGCACCAACCACCAGCAGAUUUGGUGCAACUGGCAGUGUAUUUGGAUCUGGAACAUCCAGAACCAGUAGACUUGGUGCGUCAAAUAAUGUGUUUGGUCUAGCAACUAGUACUGGUUCCAGUGGAUCUUCAGACGUAGUAAAUGGAGUUUUUGAGCCCCUCAAUCUUCCGGCGGGAGCCUCUCGCCUGCUAAACAGCAUCUCAACCUCUUUCUCUUGCGAAGAUCGUCCUUACGGCUACUACGCAGACCAGGAUAACUCUUGCCGGAUCUUCACUAUUUGCUACCCAGCCCUGUUCUCAGACGGAGCUAUCGAAACCUACCAAUACAGCUUCAUGUGCGGUGAGGGUUCUGUCUUCGACCAGAAGGAACUAACCUGCGUGGAGGAGUCAACCGCCAUUCCUUGUCAAGAAUCUUCCAGUUAUUACUUCAGAAAUGAGCAGUUCGGCCGGCCAGAAGAGAGUUCAUCUGUUGAUGUUUAUUAUGAGAAUGAGUUCAUGUUUAACGGACACUUCCGGGCCCUUUAUCCCAGACCAGUCAUUCUCAACCAGAGUUAA
Penaeus indicus is the source of this 3363-nucleotide messenger RNA. Its product is annotated as serine-rich adhesin for platelets-like. Lineage: Eukaryota; Metazoa; Arthropoda; Malacostraca; Decapoda; Penaeidae. The record is from RefSeq and is a predicted model, not a curated record. Gene Ontology annotation, molecular function: chitin binding. The coding region runs from base 1 to 3363 and encodes 1120 amino acids. Gene Ontology annotation, cellular component: extracellular region. The transcript is spliced from 6 exons.